Messenger RNA from Sebastes umbrosus (honeycomb rockfish), 5039 nucleotides. It is a transcript of the gene caly, whose product is annotated as calcyon neuron-specific vesicular protein. Gene Ontology annotation, cellular component: membrane; endosome. Gene Ontology annotation, biological process: endosomal transport; G protein-coupled dopamine receptor signaling pathway; clathrin coat assembly. Gene Ontology annotation, molecular function: clathrin light chain binding. The transcript is spliced from 6 exons. Bases 439 to 1413 code for a protein of 324 amino acids. The record is from RefSeq and is a predicted model, not a curated record. Lineage: Eukaryota; Metazoa; Chordata; Actinopteri; Perciformes; Sebastidae.
AGCAUGUCAUAAAAAAGUUAUUAAAAUCCUAGUAUAGUAUGUCAUAAAAAAAGUGAAAAAGUCAUAGUAUAAUAAGUCAUAAAAAGUUGUUGCAUAUGUAUUUUUAGUUUGGAUUGACCCUACAAGAUGCAUUUGCAUAAAAUAUGUAUGUUUUUUUUUAGCCUACGUCAUAACUGCGUCACUAUCUCGCAUUUUAUUGAUCCUAUCAGUCUUGUUUCCAUGUGAACACACAGAACUAUAAAUAUAAAGCUUCUUAAACUCUCUCCGUGGUUAACAUCAGUGUGUGUUUCCACUCAGAGACCAACUCACAGCUCUGUCUCACCACACUGAUGACAAAACACUCAGAUAGAUAAACCCUGAUAUGAUUAUUUCCCACAGAGACACAAAAAAAAGAAAACGCAAUUUCCUGAUCAUCCACAAUCCCAUGUGAGCGGUGAGAUGCGCAUUCACACACACACACACACACACACACCCACACACACACACACUCUGGAGCUGCCAGUUUCCUCCGGUAGGAAGAGGCUGAAUCACAUGCGCAGUCCUGCCGUGAAUCACUCAUCACCACGGCAACCAGCGGUCACACCGAGUCCCAUCAGCAUCAGUGGGUCCGAUCCAUCCACAGGCGACAGGAGAGCACCAGAGACAACCAGAGACAACCACAGAUCCUCGAUUCGAGCUACAAGCAGCGCUGUCACAUUUGGUUACAAAGCUCACAGUCUGAGUCAGUCUGACCUGAUCUGUCUGUCCCUGCUCUCCAGAUCUGUCUGGGCAUUUUCAGGCAGCCGAGCAGCCAUGGUGAAGCUAGGCAGCAAUCUGUCUGAUAAGCUGGAGAAGCAGCCGUCUGCGGACGACGGCUUUGAUAACAUCCCCCUCAUCACACCCCUGGAGGUCAACCAGCUCCACAAGCCGUACGCAGACAAGGUCAUUGUGAAGACGUCAACACAAUAUCAGCUGCAGCAGAAGAAGAACAAGCUGUACGUGCCCAAUAUCAAGAAGCUGAAUAUCAACUUCUACAGCGAUGUUUCAGAGAAAGCCAAGAUCACAGGUCUGAUCCUCAUCACUUUGGCCUUCCUGACCAGCUUGCUCCUCCUGCUCAUGUACAAAGCCAUGUGGUACGACCAGCUCACCUGCCCAGAGGGUUUCAUCCUUAAGCAGAAGCACUGCACCCCGGCAGCUCUGGAGAUGUACUACACAGAGCAGCAGCAGCAGCAGCAGGAGGAGGACGAGGAGCCGGGCGUCCGCGGCGGGGCCAACGCCGGGCUGUACGCCGCCCUCAGCCACCUCAACCAGGUCAAGAGGACCGGGCCCGAGCUGCCGUCGCCGUGGUUACCAGUCAUCAGCGCUCUGAAGGAGGCCGAGGUGGCCAAACAAGGUGGCGAGCAGUUGAAACGAGAGCUGGAGGGAGAGGAGUGAAGGGGCCGACAGAAAAUGCAGGUGUGGAGAGGAGAAAAUUAUGAUUUUUUUUGACGGUGUGUGUUCAGGAUUUUUAUUUUUCCUCUUCAUACAGAAUCACUUGUUUAUACCGGUGCUCUAAAACCUUAAAGGUGUCUGUAUAACUACUGAAACAGCUAUGUAAAACACACGUUUACUCAACUUCAACCCACUUAUUUUCUGUUAAUAUUUAUAUUACAAGCUAAUACCCAACUGUGUGUUUGUGUGUGUGUGUGUGUGUGUGUGUGUGUGUGUGUGUGUGUGUGUGUGUGUGUGUGUGUGUGUGUGUGUGUGUGUGUGUGUGUGUGUGUGUGUGUGUGCGUGUGUGUGUGUGUGAGCCCAUGCUUAGCUUGUUAAUUAAAUCUACAUUACGCCCUGUUUAGCCUGUAGGGUCUUUUCUCUCCCCACUGUUACUGGGUGACAUACUUUAGACGCUGUUGGCCCAGGGCAUGGAACUAAAUAAAGUGCUAAAAAAUAUUUAUUAGGGCAUUUACAGAUCCCAUGCUCGGUCAAGGCAGAACGUGUUGUGCCAAAAAAAAAGGCUUAGAUUCAGGGCCGGGGGAAAAAUCACGUAAAAUCAGCCGGGUAGUCACGUAAAGGCCGCCAAGCCCCAUUUUCCUGCUUUAUAGCAUCAACAGAUCUGAACAGUAAAAUAGCAGGUUGGCUUUUUAAUUUGUCCUGACCGUUCAGAGUCCCCCUCUGCACCACCACCACCACACCCCAAAGACAAGAGGGAGGGCCAUGCCGAGAGUCACUUAGCCGCUAAUAACAUCCCACUAGAAUCAAAGUCCUCUGAGCCCUGAUGUCACUCAAACGUGGGAGAGGAGGGACGAAGCUUUGUGGUGAUUUAAAUGCUGUCUGUUCCUGUGUAUAUCUGAAGCUGAUCAGAGAAGAGGCGUUACUGUAUGAUGCAGCUUCCUCUUAAGCAAAAUGGUUUAAGAUGUGUAGACUGAGAGCAGGAGAAGGAGAUAAAGUGGGAUAGAGAGCAGAGCCCGUAUUUAUCAAACUGCUGAAAAGGGAAAUUUGGGAUUUAUGAUGCCUUCAAAUGGGGGUCGUGUUUACCGCGUUCACGAGAAGAGUCCAUAUGAAAGCUCAGAGUUCACGAGUUAUGACGUGUUUGUUGACGUCAGAAAUGGCGGAGGUCAUGGAAGUUCCCUUUUUUGGUACAUUAUAAGUUAAUAUAUUGUAAAUUUAUUGUUUUUCUUCGUCAUGUUAUAAUAGGUCUGAGGAUAAUGUUGAUAUACCCAACGGCCUCAUCCUCCAGAGCAUACAGGCACAUAUGCGCCAGAUUUGUAUCUUUGCAUCGCGUGGAGUUCAACUUUGCUGACCGGCGAAGUCGCAGCCUCAACCAAUAGCAAAGAAGUGUAUGUGUGUGGUUGACCUCACUUGGCACAUUUUGCACGAAUAUAUAACGCCAUUUGUGCAUGUGCAGCUGUGCCCUACAUAAUCUAACCUAAUCUUGUGAUCACUUGAGUUGCACUUAAAUGUUACUCCUACACUCAAAGCUUCAGUAGGCAACACGUUUUUGUUCGUGAGUCAGGAUAUAGUGACCAUUAUAUAAAAUAAAAAUAACUUUUUUUAAAUUAUAUUUGCUCCACUGCUGAUUUAACUGUAAGUAUAUCGAUAAAUGUGUCUUAUUCUUUACACUCACACAAAAAAUAUUACUAAAUUGGCUCUUUAGAGCCUUUCUAAGUGUAAUAAAAUGUAAUUAAAGUGCAAGUUUGAUAAAUAGGAAGAGAGAAAAGCGAGGAAGAGAAAAGGUGACAGCAGAGAGGUGGAAGGAAAAGCAGAAGAAAAGAUGAACAAGAGAGAAAGAGCAGAUGAGAGGCGGCCAGGCCUGGGAAGAGAAGGCGGGGGGUUGAGAGGUUUGGGUAAAAGAAGAGGAGGCGGUGGAGGCCAAGAGGCAUGGAGGUGGUGGAGGAGGAGGAGGGUGAAUCCAGGCUGACCCCUGUGUCUGUGUGUGUUGUUGUGUGUCUCAGUGGGUUUCCUCUGCCCUGGCGCCAGCUGGAAAUGCCUCCACUAAGCAGAGGCAGUACACACAUCAUCCUCCAUUCACCCCCAUUCAGUCCCCUUUGAUGAGAGUAACACUAUACAUGCCCAGCGCGCCUCACAGAUCCUAUCAAGCUGCUGUUUAAAGGGCGGGAGCGAGAGCCGGGGCAGCUGAUCAUAACUUAUCGAGUGUUCGGACGCACUGUCAUCCAGUUUCGUUGCCCCGCGGAGCAAAUAAAAGGGAGGACAAUUGAGGAGGUUUUGUAAUUGGAGUGAUGUUGUUGUUACAGUGGUGGAGGUUUCAUGAGGUACGCUGCCACCUAGGGGUCAUCUCCCAUGGUUGCAGAGAGGAAUGUGGUCUCUCUGCUUAUUUUGAACCACGGGUUUGAUGAACAGAAUUUAAGUGGAUUAUGUUUUUUUUUUAAAGGCCUUUAAAGUCAUUAAAAAAGCUGACGUGGAGACAUCUUAAUACCCUUCUUUUUCCACCUUACAAGGGCUUUAUACCUUGCUGACCAUACCUUGAGUACCUGCUGUCGGAUUAGUCACAGUCGCUCUUUAAAGUUGAUCCUCGUGAUGGUCUUUUUAAAAUGACUCAAUAGCCAUGAAAUUAGUCAUUAGUUUGUUAUCCUGCCGUGAUGUUGCCCUCAUGCAACAAAAACCUCGCCAGUAAACAAUUAUCCAACCGACACGGCGAGGUAAAGGCCCAAAUCUGCAGCCCAGACAUGCCGUGAGGAAGAAAAACAACCGCCUUUGCUUAGCUUAGCUUUAGUUUGCUUUGUUCUGGCCAUUACGAAGCCGAAAUAUUGUCAUUACUCAUAGACCAAAUCAUUUUACGACAUCCUGCAAUUAAACUUUAAGCUAAUAGGUUAAUGGGACAAAUGGAGUUUGAACCCUGGAAGUUGGUUUCUAUUAGGGAUGGUAACGCUGUGAGAAGUGAACUGUUGCAUGCUCUGCACACACACACACACACACACACACCCUCUCUCUCUCUCUCUCUACAGACACACACACGCAUGCAAACACAAACACAGAGAACAGACUGGUUUGAUUUAGGUUUGCGGUCCCCUCCCGGUGCAGCCUCAGACAGGCAGAGAGGACCAGAGCGCAGUGAACUCCAGUUCAGCCUGAGCCCGGCUGUCUCUGCUAAGCUUCAAGUUGAAACCCUCCAAAUUGGGUUUAAUCUGUGUUUUGCUUUGCCAAUUAUCGACCCGCAGAGCUGCAUGGCAAAUGGGGAUGAAUGAGCUUUAGAUGGGCCUGGUUGAGAGGAAGGUCACGGUGUGAUUAAUGGUGAUCUGUUGAAUCCACGACUCGGCCGGCUAUAGCCGCCGUAGCACGCACGGGAUGAGUUAUCAGAAAAAUCUGCAGAGCGUGACGCAGCAGAAAUACAGUUUGAAGCUCUGAGUAUAAAAAAUAAUGUUACUAAAACCGAAGUGGGUUUAACCAUACAAUAUGUUUGUUUUUCAAUCAUCAUUGGUUUCUAAAUGUAUCCAGACAAGAAGUCUGGUUUCUGUGUCAUGUAAUACCAACGUUGUGGUAUCAGUAGUCUUAUGAAGAUGAAUAAACUGUCUGUGAGCCUACUGUUCAUUAAAAUCACUGGUAAUUACAGCCUGUUCACAUCA